AUGUCGAUAGGUAUGGAUGUAAAGUUUACACGGUAUGUGAGUCCGUUUUCUGGGCGCGAGGUCCGACAGAUGCGCGUCGGGAAAGGCGUCACAUCGCCGUUCCGCCAAAUAGCCGAUGCAAUUCGAGCCUCGCGCCCAUACGACCGCAUUGAGGUGGAGAACGGCAAGUAUUUCGAGGCGCUUACGAUCAAUCACCCACUGGAGCUAUGCAGCGCAAAAGAUGGAGAGCCACCUGUUAUUAUAUCACGUGGUCCGUGCUUGAAGAUCAAUACGGAUGGUCCAGUGCUCGUGCAGAGUAUGUCCAUCAUCGCAAAGGGCACCAAGGCGUCUGACAGUCAGGGUAUAUUAAUUGAGCGUGGCAAACCGCUCAUACAAGACUGUGAGAUUUCCUCUGUGCACGUCACCAACGAUGCCACACCACAGAUAAGGCACUGCCAUAUAUGCAACUCAGAGUAUGGAUUUGGGCUCUCCAUCACCGGCAGAAGUGGUGGUGUCUACGAACACAAUGAUAUUAGUUUCCACAAUGCAGAGUGUGUGCACAUCAAUACUACUGGAAGCCCAGACAUUCACCACAACCGUAUCACUCAAAAAAAAGGCAAGCACAGCAUGGUAGUGACAAUCAGCGGGCGGCUUCUCGAUUAUUGUGAGCCGGUUUUUCGUGAAAAUAUCGUCCGUGGCGGAGGGGAGACAGCGAACGAGGACGAAAUCGAUCCCGAAUCAGUGCACUCGACACAAAUGCUACUUGAGGAUACCUCCAGCGCAUGGGCAUGCCUUGUGUGUACCACGGAUGGGGCGACUCCACUUCUCAUGGGCAAUCUUCUAUGCAACGGUCUCACUGGUUUCUACUUCAAGGGGUGUAAUAUACCCCCAGAACGAUUCUGUGGCAAUCGAGUUAUUAACUGUGCAGCGUGGGGCGUCGCUAUCGGGGAGGCAACGUCUUUGUUUGCCAAGGGUAACGACAUUCAGCGCUGUGGUGGCGGCAUCCACGUCUGCCCGACUGCUACCAGCAGCCGUGGUGAGGUGAAGUCUCCUCGUGUGACGCUGACAAAGUGUGAUUUUCUGAGGAACUUUCAUUAUGGCAUGCUUAUUGACCGUUCUAUUGUCGCUGUUGACGGGUGCAAUGUGUCAGAAUGUUCAGUAGGCAUUGCUUUUCUCGGAAACUGUGCAGCGAGCAUCAUCACACAUAACACUUUUACCCGAAACCACGUCGCGGCAUUCUCUGUCAUGCGCCACGGCGUUGCUGUCAUUGAAAACAAUACUGUCCGCGGGUGUGGCAGCAGCAUGUAUGGUGCCUUUGUGCAGGAGGGUUCUAGUCUAACCUUGCGGUCAAACCGUAUUGGUGGAACCUCCACCAGUGUCUAUGUGCGUGACGGGAGUCGUCUUGUUGCUGAAAAAAACACGCUCCAGGAGUCUUCGGUACACCAUGUGGUCCUUGUGGAAGCAAGCAAAGCCACGCUGCAGGAAAACACUAUCGAAGGCAGUGCAUGUGCAUCUGUGGUGGUUACGAACCGCAGUGAGUGCAUUGUGCGUGGCAACGUGAUGUACUCCAGUUUCCAGGAGGGCGUGUUGGUGGAGGACGGGGGCAAUGUUACUUUAGAGCGGAAUAGCAUGAGCUCAAUGGCGGAAGCAAUUUACGUGAAAACUGGUGGUUCUGUGCACGCCGAGGAGAACGAUGUGACGCUCAGUCAAUACGGUGUGGUUGUGGAGGGGCGUGGAAGCAAAUGUACGGUUUUGUGUAAUCGAUUCCGAAGCAUCUCUACAAUAGCUGUGUACGCCCUCGGGGACGCCACCGUCACCAUCAAGGAAAACACACUAACGGAUUCCUCGGGUUUGGGUAUUCAAGUGGCCUCGGGUGCUGAGGCCCUCGUUGAGAAAAAUACUAUCACCAACUUUAGCGAUGGUGCCGUUCACUUUGAUGGUCUCAGGACUCUGUGCCGAGUUUUCCAAUGCCGCAUGGAGAAUGUUGGAUAUGGUGUCUGGUGUACGCGACGUUCCACUGGCACUGUUGAAGGUAAUCAUGUACGCACAUGCAAGCGGUUUGGCGUAGCGUGUGAGUCGGCUGAGGAUGUUGCUGUUCACGACAACAACAUUACCGGUGCUGGUACCGGGAUCAUGCUCUCAGCCAGUGGUGAUAUACAUGAUAAUGUUAUUGAGGAAAGCGAAGUCGGUAUCUCGGCUUGUACAGGUUCUGUUGCGAAGGUGAAGAACCAUCGCAUCGCAAACUGCAACGUGGGCGUGUCUCUAGAAGGUGGUGCAUCUAUCAGCUUGUCUGAUGUCACCAUUCAAGGGUCUCAAAGGUUUGGCGUGGUGGUUGAUGGUCCUGCAGCUGAUUCAAAAGUGAGUGAUGCAACCAUCGAGGGCUGCAAGGUGGCGGGUGUGCUCGUUAGAAAAGGUGGCGGGUGUCGUUUUGAUCGUUGCGUCGUAAAGCACAGCAAAGAGGAUGGCAUUCGUCUAGAGGAGGCGGGCGCGGUUGUGUUUGAGCAGUGCACCAUCGUCGAGCACUGUCACGGGGUCACUACGACUGGCGGUUCGCAUCGUGCAGGAGAGCCCCUCUUGGUAAACUGCUCCAUCGACGGAAGCCACAGCGAGGCGGGUGUGCUCAGCACUGACGGUGGCGUCGUACGGCUCGAGCGGUGCAAAAUUAGCGCACGGUGCCCGCAGAAGGGGAGCGGCGCCAUUGUGCAUGAGAAUGGGGUUGUGGUGCUGUCGCACUGUGACGUCACGGAGUGCACAAACACUGGCGUCGUCGCCUCGCCAGGAUCACGGGCAGUCGUCGAGCACACGACUAUUGACAACUGCGGGAUCGGUAUCACUUUCACAUCACCAGAAGAGGAAAAAGACGAUUCACGGCAGCUGCACGAGGAGAAGGUGAAGGAAGAGGAGCAUCACAAGAGCGACCAAAAACUGGCCAACAGUAGCACUACAAGAAGCAUUAGCUGUCUCCAGGGGAGUAGCAGCACAAGCAUUCCUUCGGUAUUCACGCAGAUGAUGAUCAGAGGAUGNACUGAGGCUGGCAUCUGGUACAAACCCGGAAGCAAUGGCGCAGUGACCUGCACAACAGUUGAGGAGUGUGCCACAGGCGUCUUUGUGGAGCGCGAGAGUUAUGUAACGCUUCAUACAACAGUUGUAAACGCCUCCCCUGGAUGCGGCAUCGUGUUGCUUGGCCCACCCUCAAGCGGCUCCGAAUUAGUUCACCUAACUAUCAGUAAUUCAGGGGAAUACGGUUUGAAAGUGGAGCGAGGUGUCGAUGUUCUUCACGACGAUGAUGAAAGCAACAAAACCGGCGAAAGCAACGACAGCAAGAGUAACACCACUGACGACGGGAAGAAGCUACUGAGAAUUAAAAAUACCGAGAUAAUUCGAAAUGUCAAGGGCGGUGUACUGCUGGAGGCGUGUGUGUGUCUAGAUGGGUGCACGAUCAGCCAAAAUAGCAACGUAGGUGUGGUGUGUCAAGGCGUGUGCCGUCCAUUGCUUUCAGGCUGCCACUUGCAUGAAAAUGAGGGGGUGAGCGUUGAGGCGCAGACCGGCUCUAUGUUGGAGCUACGUGACUGUGUUUUGGAAGAUGCCCCUGUUGGCGUGCGUGUGCAGUCGGUUUUGAAGAUGGCACGAUGCAUUGCACGGCACCUUGGUGUCGCCGUCGAUUUCCGCUUAGAUGAUGUGUCAGUGGAUAACUCAACGUUGUGCGAGUGUGCCUUCUCCGGCAACACAGUGGGUGUGUCCUGCACCAGCACAUCGGACGGUGCUGCAGUGGGGGCGAUUAUCCUGGAAAGGUGUAUGUUUAACGAGAACCCGGGGACAAGUGUCUGCAUUGAGAAGGGCCCACGGGCGUUACUGAACGCCUGCACAUUCGAGUCAUCCACCGAUGGCGUGAAGGCGAUGGAUAAAGCAAUCGUAGUUGUUGAGGCUUGCACCUUUAAAGUGAACUCCAAUGCCAUCAGUAUGUCAGACGUGGAGGAUGUGGAAGUGAAAAACUCUGCCUUCGCUAGACAGCUGAAUUAUGCGAUUAGUGUCGUUGGCAACAGUGGUUUAGUUCGUAUUACUGAUAACACCUUCAGCGAGAACGGUCAAUGCAGUGCUUCUUUUUCUGCGGAGGGGGCGAGCAUCUUGGCAAGCGGCAAUAUGUUCGAGGGUGACGCUUGCGGCAUGCUUAUUCACAGGACCCCGCAGGCACACAUCUACAACAAUCACUUCCAUGCCUGUCAAAAUGGUGUCAUUAUACGUGGUGCUGGGUCCUGUGGAGACGUUUUUAGCAACACGUUUCAGAAAAAUGUCUGCGGGUGUCUCUGUGAACAGGAUGCCUUUGCUCAGUUAUGGCGCAACGUGUUUGAAGAAAACAGUGAAUUCGGGAUGUGUUGUACUAGCGGAGCAAAUCCGAUCGUUGUGGAAAACACCUUUUCUCGGCACACUGCCAGCAGCAGUUCCGGUUUGAGAGUUCAGGAUGGAGGGGUAGGUCACUAUGCCUUUAACCAGUACGUGAAGAACGCGUGUGGUGUGCAUUUGGGGGCGACGGGCGACACCGUUGUUGUUAAUAACAGCGCUUUUGAAGGGAAUAGUAUGGCCGUACAGCUGAUGGAAGGCGUUGCGGCGCACAUCCUGGUGUGCACCUUCUCUGGCAGCACUUUGGGCGACGUCCAUGCAUCUGGAUCAAUCGAGCAGGGUCGUUGUGUGUUGGCGUACAACAGCUUCACGUCCAAAGGCUGCGCAGCGGUCACAGUGUGCAGGGACGCCGCGGUUGUUGUUUUUCGCUGUGUCUUUCUGGGCGCUAACAGCAAGGGACUGGUUCAGGGUUGCCGCGGCAGGAGUCAGGUGUUGGAGUCUCUGUUCUACCAAAUUGCCUAUGGUGUCGUGGCGCAGGAGAGCAGCGAAGGCAGUGUGGGAAGAAGCAUAUUCAUCCGCUGCGCAACAUCCGUGGAGGCCUGCGCACGAACAACGAUACGCCUUAACUCCUGCAAUUUCCUCGCCAAGUCAAAUAGUGUGGCAGUGUUGGUCCAUGGCGAAGCCGCGCCAGUUUUCCAGCAAUGUAGCUUUGUGGGGUGCCAGAUGACCCAUCCGCUCCUGCGUUCAAGCGGUGGUGGCGGCGUCGUGGAAAACUCUUCCUUCACCGGUGGAGAUGUCUCUGUGAUACUGGAGGGGCACUCCACAAUGAAGUUGCAUAAGAACACGUUUUUCAAGGGUGCUGUCGGUGUGACACUCGCCCCUUUGUCUAAGGGAAGGGUGGAGGAUAAUGUCUUUCAUCCGCACCAUGUGGCAGCAGUGAAAAUCAUGGACAACGCCGGUGGUGUGUUGACAGGCAACGCGUUUGUGCAACCCCUGGAGAGCGGCGGCAUGAUGGCAGGGAUGCACAACGUGAUUGUGGAAAAUUGUAAGACCCUCGAAAUGCCCAAAGCACGGGCUUCGAAAGAGACAGCCGAUGACUCAAGCUUCGAAGAGGCAAUACUCACUGCAUUUGUAGAGUACUUGACAGCGGGACCACACUGGGUGAGACAAGGCAUGGGUGAGACGCCGCAUGCCGAGACGCUGCCUCUGUCAGUCGUGGCGGCUAUGAAUGAGCUGGAAGCGGACGCAAUGGAUGAGGAACAGGAAACGGGGAACGAGGUGGGGAGAACAACAGAAGAAAUGGAAGAAAAUUUGUCAUCUGGAAAUAGCAAGCCAAAACAGCAACAAGAAGAAGACCAGCAGCAGCAGAGGCAUGGAGCUGGGCCCACAACUGCGAAAAAAGGCCGAAAGAAGAAGGAAGUUGAAGUGUUCUCCUUCCCUGUCAGCAACACCAUUCUCCGCGUGCCGAAGAACGUUCAGCGCGCGUUGUUGGCGUGGGUGGACCAGCAUGGCAUCACCUUGAACGUGGAGGAAGUAAAACAGCCUACUGCGACCAAAAAAGUAUACCAGGUGUGUGACACACGGAUGCUAAAAAAUGUUGGUGAGCGCAUGUCCGCUCUGAAAGAAACCCAGCGUGGAAAGAAGCGAGGCAACUUUGUCGGCUCUGAUCCAGAGGAAGUCAGAGGGGCAGACACGUUCAAGGAGGACACUACGAGCGGAGAGGCAAUUGCUGGCGACGCGCCGAGCGAGCCCAAGGAGGGGACGAGGAAGCCAAGUGUGGAUGUGAAGCUGGACUCGACGCGGUCCACUGAAGCAUCGGAGACAGCGCUGUGCCCGCGACUCAGUAGAACUAGGAGCGGCAUUGGGGGCAGCGGAAGAAGUGGGGCGAAGGAGGAGGGGCGGAAGCGGCGCCGCGUUCUUCCGCCGCCGUUAAGGAGCACGGACAAGAGGGCGCAUCCAAGCCACUCGCCACACAGCGGUCCGCUCGUAACACUUGUAAGCUGCCUCCAUAAAUGCGGGGUCGAAAAACGACGCCGCAGGCAAAGAAAGAAAAUAGCCGAAGAGUCCCCUUUGGCAUAUGAAGAUGUGGCGUCGGCGCUGAUGAUGCUGCAAAGCAGAGAUGAUCAGUUCUCCUCUUCGUCAUAUGGUGAUGGCAGAAGAGCUAGGAGUGAGUACGACGAAUUCUCCCAUUGCAGUAUUCUGGCUUCUAGUCGGGGCUCGACUAUGGGGAAGAAAGGAGUCAGUCUGUCAAGUAGCCGCCAGCGUUCGCUAGCGCACACGGAAGACGAGACAAACGAUGGCGAAGGCGUCAAGUGUAGAAAUGAUCACUCGAUGUCCAGCUGGAGCUGCUCGCCCAUCUCUACUAGUGGAAGAGAUAUGGCGAAGGCGAGAGGAUUUGGUGAUUUUACAGAGGGUAGGGAAGAGGAGGGGGGUGAGGGAAUUCAAUCAGGAAACGCUGGCAGUAGGGAAGGAUUCCUGCUCACGGGUUCGCUCAUGGAGAGCGUCACACGGGAGACAGAUGGCUCUCCUAGCAGAAUUCGUCUCUCAAGCAAGAUCCCCUAUUGUGGUGAGGCGAAGACGGUUUCGGUGGUGGUCGCAGAGGGAAAUAAUGUCGCUGGUGUGGCACGAAGCAAUGAACGUGCAGGCAAGGAAAGUCUUUCCCCUGACACUCUCCUAGAAGGUGAUCUGGAAACACCGAUCGAUAUCGGGGAAACAAUGCGCAUGGGGUUGGAGAAAAAAAGGCAAUCAAAGCGAGACACCAAGCUGGCUCUAGAAGGGAACGAGAAAAAGGAUGCAGCAUCAUUGCUCAAGGGCCAGCAGGCUGCCAGUGGUGGCCUCCGAUCUUCACUCAAGGCAACGAAACGCAGAGUCGACGGUUUCAGCAGCACUGUUACCGCAUCUGGAAUAUUUUCCGAGACCAAUUCAUUAGUCAGAAGCACAUCAACUUCUUUAGGGGAUCACUGUGCCUUCCCCACGACGGAUUCGGUGGAAGAAGUGGUACCAACGAAACAUCAAGGAAGCGCAGAAGCUGUGAACGCUGCUAAAACAGGACGGAGCGUGGAGUCAGAAGCGGCGGCGGCGGCAGCAGCAGCGCACCCAGGGUUGAAGAAGAGGACCACCGAAGAUAAUCCACUGCAUUCUGGAUUGGCACAACAAGACGUUACGGCAGCGACUGGUCAGGAAGGGAAAGGUACUCUGUCGGCUACGAUUGACGCAGGGAGAGUGGAGGAUGAAGGUCGGCAUUCCACGCAGCGAGGCGUGACACCGGUCUCAGGUUCCAACCGACCCACGCAUGGUGACAGUGGCCGAGAGACGCGCGCAACCACUGGUACUCCUGGUGGUGGGCGGAGACGGCGGCUAGUGGGGGGCGAGGAUGGUGGGAGAGUCUCUCGCCGUGGGCCUUCCAGUGCAGCAGGGGGUCCCUUAUCGCAUCAGCGGCCCCUGACACCCGCCAUGGACACUUCGAAGGCUGGGCGUCGCAAGCGGACGGGGGGGCCACACGCAGCGUCGGGGGGCUCCCAGGAGCAGGUAGGCGGCGGCAGUGUUAUGCGUCUGCCCAAGCUGACUCUGUCGUCGUUGCAUGGGUCCCAGGUAAUGACCAUGGGUGGCGAUGGUGGUGACAUCGCCUGGGUUCCUGCAGUUCCCCCACUUUCUGAAAUGGGCCGCGCGUUGCUUGAAGCGCUCGAGGGCAACGUGUUCCACAAUGAUUCUUUACUGCAGGCGCAUCUGCAGACCGCGAUGAUGGGGCCGAGUCGAGGAGUGACACCCGCUUCUGCAGUCUCCGGUGCCAGGACGCUGACGUCGACCCCGCUGCUGGAGGGCUGGAGCAUCUCAGACAGCGAGUCAGAGGCGGAGGUGGAGGAUAUCAUCGCUCUGCUUCGGUGGCUCGCUGACAUGCGUGAGCAGAAGUUGCUGAGUCAGGGUGACUUCCGCGUGGCUGUCAACUGCAUCCAGACAAAUACAAAGAUCCCCUUCUUUCUUUCCGAGGGCAGUGGCACAGGAGGGGAGCCAACGUUGAUGGUGCGUCUGCCGCAAUCCUCAGAAGAAGCUGUUAUCGUGCCGCUGAUGGGUGGACCGGUCGGUAUGACGCUGUUCACACGACCCACGGAAGGGCAGGGCACUGUCAGCGUCAGCAGGGUGCAGCUCCACAGAGCAAGCUUGGGUGCCCCGGUGUGUACCAAUGACAUGGGUGAGGAGUUUAAGGCGUUUUCUUUGCCAUGCCUCGAUCACCGAAGUGAUAGGACGAAAGCUGUUAAUGCUGGGAGCCUUUUGGACACAGUUUCGCACCAACAGGUAGACAAGCCAGCGCUCUUCUUCGCCCAUGCCAAACUGCCUCGCACUCACUUUCAGGGACGUAGAGAACUGCCGGGUGUGCUGGAAUCCGCUUUUAAGGCGCGACCGUGGCCGCGAUCGGCUCUCCACUCUGUUGUUCUCUUAAAUGGGCUAGACAAACAACUAGUGGAGGUCAAUUCAUCAAAUGUGAAAUCAUUGGACGCAAUGGGCAUGCAACAAUCCUCUGUUUUCUCCACUUGUGAAAAGGCCUCUCGAAAAAGCGUGCCUUGCUUCAACCCCGCAGCCCCGCAGGAAACAUCGCCCUACAACAAGUCAACUCGAGUAGCCGCUUUUAUUGACACAGGCACGUCGAACUUUAUGAUGUAA
This is a messenger RNA of Trypanosoma grayi, 8976 nucleotides long. RefSeq lists its product as hypothetical. Gene Ontology annotation, biological process: ubiquitin-dependent protein catabolic process; regulation of apoptotic process; protein ubiquitination. The record is from RefSeq and is a predicted model, not a curated record. The coding region runs from base 1 to 8976 and encodes 2991 amino acids. The transcript has a single exon. Lineage: Eukaryota; Euglenozoa; Kinetoplastea; Trypanosomatida; Trypanosomatidae.